This is a messenger RNA of Eucalyptus grandis, 945 nucleotides long. RefSeq names its product TMV resistance protein N-like. Bases 1 to 945 code for a protein of 314 amino acids. The record is from RefSeq and is a predicted model, not a curated record. Gene Ontology annotation, biological process: signal transduction; defense response. The transcript is spliced from 3 exons. Lineage: Eukaryota; Viridiplantae; Streptophyta; Magnoliopsida; Myrtales; Myrtaceae. Gene Ontology annotation, molecular function: ADP binding.
AUGGAGAAGCCAAAGGAACCUUGUUAUGAUGUAUUCUUGAGCUUUGGAGGAUCAGAUACUCGCAACGACAUCACUGAUUACCUUUACCACAACCUCACUGAUGCCAGAAUACGAACAUUUAGAGAUAAUGAAGAGCUUCAUGUUGGGGAAGAGAUUGGCCUGGAGCUUCUCCAUGCGAUUAAGCAAUCGAAAAUCUCGAUUCCUAUCUUUUCUAAAGGAUAUGCUCCCAAUAAAUGGUGCCUCAUUGAAUUGGCCCAAAUGGUGGAGUGCAAGGAAAAGUGGGGGCAAAAGAUCAUACCAAUUUUCUAUGAUGUUGAACCACGGAUGAUUCCUCUCAACAAGUUUGAUUCUUUUGCCUUCAAAACUAUUAGAAGCAAAGGCAAGUUCACGAAAGAAGAUGUUUAUAAGGUUUUGUUCGAGUUGAAAAAGAGCUACUUGGGAGCACCUGAUUGCUUGGUUGAAAUGGAUGAUCAAGUGGACAAGAUCAUGGAAGUGAUAGGUGAAGACACCUUUGAAACAAAGAUUAUUGGUAUACAUGGUAUGGGUGGUGUCAGAAAGACAACUCUUGCAAGAAUUGUCUACAUUAAAUUGUCGAUUAAUUUUGAUUGUUGUUGCUUCCUAUCUGACGUUCGACAUACAAGGAUUUUGAGUUUGCAGAAUCAACUCAUCUCUGAACUCCAAAAUGGGAAAUGUUUGCCAGUCCAUAACAUUGUAGAAGGGAUAACUGAGAUCAAGAAGAGUUUAUCCUCUAAAAAGGUCUUACUUGUACUUGAUGAUGUCGACCAAAAGACUGAGUUGGAUGCUCUUGUGGGGAUGGAUAAAUGCUGGUUUUGCAGAGGAAGUAAGGUUAUUAUCACCACAAGAAAUGAGGAAGUUCUCAAACAUGUUGAUAUGAAGCAUGAACUUACUGAAAUGAAUUUUGAUCGUUCCCUUAUACUUGUUUAG